Messenger RNA from Didymosphaeria variabile, 672 nucleotides. RefSeq lists its product as uncharacterized. The coding region runs from base 1 to 672 and encodes 223 amino acids. Lineage: Eukaryota; Fungi; Ascomycota; Dothideomycetes; Pleosporales; Didymosphaeriaceae. The record is from RefSeq and is a predicted model, not a curated record. The transcript has a single exon.
AUGAAGCGCAGCUUCAGCAACUAUCUCGAAGAACUAGACGCCAAGGAGCGCAAAAGCGUAGCCAGACAACAAAACGUACAUGAUCGAGAAGACGACUUCAGCUACGGCACAAGCUCCGAAAGAAGACCCAUCAGUACGGACAUGGGAAGAGACAAUCAAGAUGGAUUCGCCGGUGUGCGUCGUCAUGCGAACAACGAACGUCCAUCGGGACAGGGAGACAAAGUAGAAAAGGCGUUGCUCGAGAAAAUUGAACAGAACAUUGCAGUGAUGAACGGGGGAUUGGCCCCGAGAACUGAUACAGAAGAAGGUGCGAAGUGUCCUGGGCCAGACAGUGCUGACGACGCGCCGCUAUCAGCGACGUCGUCACCUUGUCUUCAGAGGUCUGUGGACAAGGAGACAAACGCAGAGGAAACAGUUCGUUCUCCGAAUGAGGCUACCACUGGUGGACCUUCGAAUGAGACGGAGAGCGAUGACACCGAACCUAUUGACUGGGAUAGUGUACCAAUCACUCAAGCAAUAUGCUGUAGAUGGCCAGAGAACGUGUGGACCGAAGAAUUGGAGAGAGAGAUGACGGAGGCGACGUUGUUGCCGUUGCCGGACGAGGAUGAAGAUGAUGGAAGCAGAAUGGAUGGGGCGACGUGGGUAUUUAAGAGGGCAGGGCACGGGAUAUGA